CUCGGCUUCCCGUCCCUUGCGUCCCCGGCCUGCGUGCUGCCCCCCCGCGACACCUCACGGAGGCCAGUCAGGGGCGCCCUGCGAUGCGUCUCCAACGGUGGGGGUGAAGAACUCGAGGUGGAAGAAUACAUGCUUGCUUUCAGUGAACAAGAGCAUGUUCCCAAAUUCCAUUUUGGGUAGCCCGCCCUAUCCGAGCCAUCAGCAGCAUGGUAGCUUCUUCGCCCUGUCUCCCACUCUUUACUCACACCAGCAGUUCAUAGAUGCGCAGUUCAACUUUCAGAAUGCAGACUUGUCUAGGGCUGUGUCAUUACAGCAGCUGACAUACGGAAAUGUCAGUCCAAUACAGACCUCAUCUUCUCCGCUAUUUCGAAGAAGGAAGAGAUUAAGCGAUGAAAAAAACCUUCCUCUUGAUGGUAAACGGCAGCGUUUCCAUUCACCCCACCAUGAGCCAACUGUCGUAAACCAGAUAGUGCCUUUAUCAGGAGACCGGAGAUAUUCCAUGCCACCGCUGUUUCAUGCACACUAUAUACCCAAUAUGGUCAGAUGUGUUCCACCCUUCCAAGAAAUACCCUUUUUAGAACCUAGAGAAAUCAUACUACCUGAAGCCAAAGAUAAAUUGAGUCUGCAGAUCCUGGAGUUAUUUGAAACAUGUCAGCAGCAGCUCAGUGACUUAAAGAAGAAAGAACUAUGUCGGACGCAGCUGCAGCGGGAGAUCCAGCUCCUGUUUCGGCAAAGCAGACUUUUUUUGGUUGGAUCCUCUUUAAACGGUUUUGGUGCUCGGACCAGUGACGGUGAUUUAUGUCUGGUUGUUAAAGAAGAGCCACCAGUAAGCCAGAAGACCGAAGCACGGCAUAUACUCACCUUAGUCCACAAGCACCUCUGUACCAGGCUGGCUGGCUACAUUGAGAGACCUCAGCUGAUUGGUGCAAAAGUGCCCAUCGUCAAGUUCAGGGAUAAAGUCAGUUGUGUGGAGUUUGACUUGAAUGUAAACAAUAUUGCUGGAAUAAGAAAUACAUUCCUUCUUAGAACUUAUGCAUACCUUGAGAACCGAGUCCGUCCGUUAGUACUGGUGAUUAAGAAGUGGGCCAGUCACCAUGAUAUAAAUGACGCCAGCCGUGGUACUUUAAACAGCUACAGUCUUGUAUUGAUGGUUUUGCACUAUUUACAGACCUUACCUGAACCCAUCCUUCCAUCCCUCCAAAAAAUUUACCCAGAAUCUUUUAGUCCUGCCAUCCAGCUCCACCUUGUACAUCAAGCCCCAUGUAAUGUUCCUCCUUACCUCUCAAAAAAUGAAUCAAAUCUUGGAGACCUCUUGCUGGGUUUUCUUAAAUAUUAUGCUACAGAAUUUGACUGGAACAGUCAGAUGAUUUCAGUUCGUGAAGCCAAAGCCAUUCCGAGGCCUGACGGCAUUGAGUGGAGAAACAAAUACAUCUGUGUGGAAGAACCUUUUGAUGGAACAAAUACAGCGAGAGCUGUGCAUGAAAAGCAGAAGUUUGACAUGAAAAACAAGAGAGACUUGAACAGCAUCCUCCCCCUGAGACACACUGUCCUGAAGAGAUGA
This is a messenger RNA of Ochotona princeps (American pika), 1561 nucleotides long. RefSeq names its product poly(A) RNA polymerase GLD2-like. Lineage: Eukaryota; Metazoa; Chordata; Mammalia; Lagomorpha; Ochotonidae. Gene Ontology annotation, molecular function: poly(A) RNA polymerase activity. Gene Ontology annotation, cellular component: cytosol. The record is from RefSeq and is a predicted model, not a curated record.